UUGCUUCCCAUCUUGCCACACACUCUCAUCCUGUUCAAGUCUUAAGACUUUUGUACAUUUUUGGGUCCUGUAGCUAUUGCCAACAGACACACAAAGACUGAUACCUCCAUCUCACUUUCGGUGUGCCAAAACGAUUUCUUCGGCAUCAAAAGCACGCAGUUACAAGCAUAGACAUCCAUCACCACAUCCCUCCCCACCAUGCAGAUCUCUAUCCUUCUCACCACAACCCUUCUCUCAGUGUUCGGCCUGGCGUCGGCAUCACCGCUUCUUCAGACACGGGAAACAACAACUACCCCUCCAUCCCGCUACUACCUCAAGACCCAUGUGGUCAACGGUGACCACAUCGACAGCGGCACCAACAAAUCCGACCUCUGGGUCUUUUCCUACCACACCGGUGCCGGUCUAGGUGCUGCAGGUCUCUCCUCCAACAAAUCCGUGGCCUGGGAAGGUUAUCUCAACGGUACCCAGCAACUCUUUACCUAUCCCAACAACGAAAUCGGCCCAUGGCCUCUGUCGCUCACAUCCAGCAACACUUAUGAACGUGAGUAUAUUGAUUCUCUGUUUCCGUUAUACGCUCCUCUUUGUGCGGGCGAAGAAAAAAUGACACGUGCUGAUCUUUGUCGUUGAUAUCAGGCUGGAUGGAGGCGGACAUUAGCAUCUCCGCAAUCAGACUUGAUUACCAGGGUUUCUUCUUCAACUCAUCUGGAUUGCAGUACAAUCAAUCCGCCCAUGGAUGGCUUGCUUGCGAUUGGUCAUUGGCAAACCCUCAGUUGUACAACAUCGUCUACGGCGCUGGCCCGUACCCGAGUUCGUGCUCCAAGGUGAACUUGUUGCCGGUAGCCGUAUAAUGUUGUGGUGAUACGGACACCCACGCGGCAGAAGACCUUUUGAAUUCGACGGGCUGCGACAGUAUGCGCGUACCCGGUUGAGAAACUCCCGGGUGAGGAAUUCAAGGCUGCAUUUACGGAACAAGGGGGGGAAAAAAACAGCAUGAGCGUUGCAUUUGGGCAUUUUGCAUCAAACCAUUUGGGAGGAGGUUACUUGCUUCCUGAGAGGUUUUUUUAAUGUUUGUGUAACACUACGAAAUUACUACUAAUUAUAUCAUAUUCCAAAUCGAAUAAUUUCCCAAAAA
Exophiala oligosperma is the source of this 1132-nucleotide messenger RNA. RefSeq lists its product as hypothetical. Lineage: Eukaryota; Fungi; Ascomycota; Eurotiomycetes; Chaetothyriales; Herpotrichiellaceae. The record is from RefSeq and is a predicted model, not a curated record. The coding region runs from base 199 to 627 and encodes 142 amino acids. The transcript has 2 exons.